Molecule: messenger RNA, 1254 nt
Organism: Clonostachys byssicola
Lineage: Eukaryota; Fungi; Ascomycota; Sordariomycetes; Hypocreales; Bionectriaceae
Source: the annotation of a GenBank genome assembly
AUGAGUCCCGAGACAGAAAUUCCGCCAAGCUUCUUUGCAAACACACUGCAACUUUCUUUAGACCCCAUUUUUGAAAAAACCAAGGAAUUUAAUCAAGAUGAUUUUCCUCACAAGGUCAACCUCAUUCAAAGUCCACCAUACGAAGGACAAGACAGCUGCUCAGUCUUAGCUUCUGUCCGCGAAGCGGCUAGUCGUCUCAAUAAACAAGACGUUUUCCAAGGAUGCUCACCUAUCUUGGGACAUGAAGGUCUGAGAGAUGCAGUUGCGAAGAGCAUACUGGGCGCACAAAUUUUCUCGAUCAAAUCAUCACAGCUCGCAACAUGUCAAGCUCAUUCAGACAUUGGAGCCUUCAAUUUGGCUUGCAAACUUAUUGCCCGAUGCCACUCGCCCCGAGGUAAAGUAUAUUUACCAGAGGCCACAUCUUCGAAUUAUCUACAAGCAGCUUCGGAGGCUGGACUCGAGUGUAAGGUAUUUGACCAUUUUGAUACAAGUUCCAAACAAAUGGAUUUCAAUUCAUACAAGAAGAUGUUGAUCGCAGCUGAGGCAGGCAGCGCUAUCUUCUUGUAUGCCUGUGGCAAUGAUGUGACUGGCACAGAUCUUUUGGAGGAAGAAUGGGUUGAGGUUGGAAGGAUUAUCAAGGAGAGGAACUUGUUUCCUAUUUUUAAUGCGGCAUAUCUGGGACUUUCCUCGGGAUCCGUUGAUAAAGAUGCGUUUGUGAUCCGCCAUUUUGUUGGUGAGCUGCAAAUUGAGACGGCAAUAUGCGCAUCUUAUGACCAUUCUAUGGGGCUGCACGGAGAAGGAGUUGGCUGCUUGCUAGUGUACACAUCAUCAAGAAUUGCGGCAUCUGGCUGCUCGGCCUACCUCGAGCAAGUCCAGCGGUCGCAGAUAUCGAGCCCGCCUCGGUAUGGUGCUGGUAUUGCGCACCUUCUAUUGACAGAUUCCGAGCUUACCGAGAAAUGGGUGGAAGACCUUGAACAAGCUGUUGAUAGAAGACGUUAUCUCAGACGAUAUCUAUAUGACUCGUUGCUGGAUCAAGCAAUACCGGGUCAAUGGAACUUCAUCAUCCACCAGAAGGGACUAUUUGGAUAUCUUGGGCUAUCUAGGGCGGCUGUCAAAGAGUUGAGAGAAACGUAUCAUAUCUACAUGGCUGACAAUUCUCGAAUUUCUGUGGCGGCACUUAACGAAGAGAAUGCCAUGUAUUUGGCAAUCGCUAUGGCGGAUUGUAUACGAAAUGAACUUCUGAACGAUUUCUAG